Molecule: messenger RNA, 528 nt
Organism: Rhagoletis pomonella (apple maggot)
Lineage: Eukaryota; Metazoa; Arthropoda; Insecta; Diptera; Tephritidae
Exons: 4
Coding region: 1-345 (114 amino acids)
Source: RefSeq, a predicted model, not a curated record
AUGGCAAAUACAAAUAUGGAAAUUGUUUUCGAAGGGGACAAAUUGUACAAACUUUUGGAAUUAUUUGAAUUAAUAGAUUUGUACGAUUUACUGAAAGAACACAACAUUACGGAGGAAAGUUUAAAGUUUAUGCAGAGCAGCCACAUUAAUGAAUUAUUCCCCAAAGAACUUUUGGGACGCAAAAUUAUUUUUGAACAGAGAUUGAAGGAGUGGCAAAUAGAACAAGGAGUGCGCAUUGAAAUUUUAUCUUUUCCAUCAGAAAGCGCAACGCCCGGAUCAGGAUCAACAGAAUCCAUUUCUUCUAGUUUUCUUGGUGCGGUUAAUGAUUUAAAUGAAGAAUUUUAAAGUCUAACGUGAAUGGAAAUGCUGUUUUAAAAUACUUUGAAAAUAAUCAAAGUUUAUCAACCAAGACUCGGAAACUUUUAUGUUCCUCGAUCACGGAAUACUUAAUUUAUAACAAAAUUAAGCCAACAAGAUUUCAUUUUUCGAAUUUAGCGGACAAAAUUAUACAACUUUUCCCAAAGGAAU